Molecule: messenger RNA, 1212 nt
Organism: Procambarus clarkii (red swamp crayfish)
Lineage: Eukaryota; Metazoa; Arthropoda; Malacostraca; Decapoda; Cambaridae
Source: RefSeq, a predicted model, not a curated record
AUGGAUGAGUUGCACCCUACACACACUGAGCACCGCGACUCUGGCGUCAGCACUGAGCACGGCGACUCUGGCGUCAGCACUGAGCACCGCGACUCUGGCGUCAGCACUGAGCACCGCGACUCUGGCGUCAGCACUGAGCACCGCGACUCUGGCGUCAGCACUGAGCACCGCGACUCUGGCGUCAGCACUGAGCACCGCGACUCUGGCGUCAGCACUGAGCACCGCGACUCUGGCGUCAGCACUGAGCACCGCGACUCUGGCGUCAGCACUGAGCACCGCGACUCUGGCGUCAGCACUGAGCACCGCGACUCUGGCGUCAGCACUGAGCACCGCGACUCUGGCGUCAGCACUGAGCACCGCGACUCUGGCGUCAGCACUGAGCACCGCGACUCUGGCGUCAGCACUGAGCACCGCGACUCUGGCGUCAGCACUGAGCACGGCGACUCUGGCGUCAGCACUGAGCACCGCGACUCUGGCGUCAGCACUGAGCACCGCGACUCUGGCGUCAGCACUGAGCACCGCGACUCUGGCGUCAGCACUGAGCACCGCGACUCUGGCGUCAGCACUGAGCACCGCGACUCUGGCGUCAGCACUGAGCACCGCGAAUCAGCACUGAGCACCGCGACGCUGUCCAUUGAGCACCGCGACUCUGUCGUCAGCAUUGAGCACCGCGACUCUGUCGUCAGCAUUGAGCACCGCGACUCUGGCGUCAUCACUGAGCACCGCGACUCUAGCGUCAGCACUGAGCACCGCGACUCUAGCGUCAGCACUGAGCACCGCGACUCUCGCGUCAGCACUGAGCACCGCGACUCUCGCGUCAGCACUGAGCACCGCGACUCUCGCGUCAGCACUGAGCACCGCGACUCUCGCGUCAGCACUGAGCACCGCGACUCUGACGUCAGCACUGAGCACCGCGACUCUAGCGUCAGCACUGAGCACCGCGACUCUCGCGUCACCACUGAGCACCGGGACACAUCCCAACACAGCCCACUGUGCAUUAUGUCAGGCAUACAGGUGCAGCUCUGUCAGGUGUUAGAUAUAAGAUUGCUGUCUCAAGGCACCAAGCUGGGGAAGACUGUGCAGCACCAUCAGUCCUUGGAUAUUCCAAAGCUGCUUAGUAUCACCGAGGAUGACAAUAUAAGAAAAUUACACAAGGCGAAGGAAGAUGGCGAAGCAUCUCCUAAUGAUUGCCAUCCGAGCCUGCUGCCAUAG